Molecule: messenger RNA, 4646 nt
Organism: Zalophus californianus (California sea lion)
Lineage: Eukaryota; Metazoa; Chordata; Mammalia; Carnivora; Otariidae
Gene: PSEN1
Product: presenilin 1
Exons: 12
Coding region: 2120-3526 (468 amino acids)
Biological process (GO): Notch receptor processing; amyloid precursor protein catabolic process; smooth endoplasmic reticulum calcium ion homeostasis
Cellular component (GO): mitochondrial inner membrane; neuronal cell body; apical plasma membrane
Molecular function (GO): cadherin binding; aspartic endopeptidase activity, intramembrane cleaving; beta-catenin binding
Source: RefSeq, a predicted model, not a curated record
GUGCCUGGGUGGCUCAAUCGGUUAAGCAACUAACUCAUGAUUUUGGUUCAGGUCAUGAUCUCACGGUUCUGAGAUCAAUACCCGCUUUGGACUCUGUGCUCCAAUUUCUCCUUGAGAUUCUGCUUGAGAUUCCCUCAGCUCCUCCGCCCCUCUAAAAUAAAAUCUUAAAAAAAAAAAAAGAUUUAUUUAAGUAAUCUCUACACCCAGCGUGGGGCUCAAACUCAUGACCCGGAGAUCAAGAGUUGCGUGCUCCACAGAUGCCCCAAAGGUGUUUGUAUUUCUAAGAAGAUGAAAUAGAAACUGGUGGAAAAGUUAUCUGUAUGUAGUCCGGUUACUUAAAGUCACUGGUUGCUUUUUUAUCACUUUUUUAUCACCUUUUUACUUCUUGCAGGAAUUGUUUUGACAUAGUUGUAUUUAUACAUAUGCAUAAAUCUUAGGUCUUUUUAACUUAAUAGAAUAAGAAUGUUAAACACAACCUUCAUAAACAAUUCUAAUGACAUUCUGUGAAGUGGAUGAACGAUCAUUUAUUGUGGGAUGUUUAGCUUUCCAAUUUUUGCUAUAAAUACUUUGGGAACAUUUUUGCACAAGUAUUUUGUAUUGAGAUUGUGUCUAAAAAUAGUUGACCAGCAUUUUAAGACUUUCUACUCCUGUUACCAGAUUGCAUUAAAAACGAUUGAACCAGUUCACAGAUAGAUGGGGUUUAGCUAUGCUGCUUUGUCAAAUGUAUUGAACUGUUUUAUGUGCUAGGCACUGUUCUCAGCACUUGUAGUAUGAAGUGAACAAAUAGGAAAAAAAUGUUUACCCUUGUGAAAUUUAAGGAGGGAAGGGGAAAUGAGAACUUUAAAAAGUAUCUUUGGGGCUGUCAACAUUUUUAUUCCCCAACUUAACUUUUCCCUGUUAAUGGAAAAAACUACUGAUGUUCUUAAAUAUGAAGUGUGUAAAACCUAUUUAAAUCUGUUCAUGUAUUGGGCGGGGAGAGGGGAUUGGGGACUGAUGCUGCAGGAAUAUGAAAAGCUAUCUUGGGGGAGGAAUUUAAAAGAAAUAGAAGAUAUCAUUUGGCCAGAUGCAUGCAUCAUCGAUUUCAUUGCCAGUUUUCUAUUACCUGUGAAUUUGAGCAUUUCUCCAUUCUUCAUCUUUGGUUUUACGUUAUUGUAUUCGUUGUUUACUUUUAGCUUUCAGAUGAGUGUGCUAUGCUACUUUUGUUGCUGGUACUGUCUUCCGCAAUUUGGACGGAAAGCUGGCAGAUGCGGAAAUUGAUUGCUGAACAAUUUUGUACUCUGGUUUUGGGAUUUCAAAAAUAAGAUACAUUUUAUGCUCUUUGGAAGCUUAUCAUCUAAGACUCGAUCUUAAACUCAGAGCCUAAGAAUCCCGGGCUAUGUUUGUUUAAAAUGCAGUUUCUCAGGUUCCCGCCCCCACCAGAACUUUUGAUUCAUUGGGUAGGGUGUGAAGGGCACAGGUAAUUAAAAUUUAAUUAGUCUUCAUGACUGUCUCAAUGCGUGCAGAUGAUUCGCAUUGAGAAACAUUACAAAUAGGUACUAAUAGAUAAAUGUUAGAUAAGAUGUCCUCACUUGCAGGCCGGAAGAAGCACACACUGGGCCCAGUUGACGUAGAAACUUUGGUCCUCAGCUGAAGAGCAGUCUCGAAUUCCGGACAAUCUCAGACUCACACUAGCUGUCCGGGCGAGUUCGUCUAAGUCCCGGAGUCGCCUGGAGCGCCGCGUUUGCCCCUGUAUCCGCGCGCUCCACCGGAAGCUCCACCUUUUCCCCCUGGGUUCCGCCCCCUCUGCCGGUGGGUCCCGCCCCUCCCCUGGCCGACCGCCAACGACGCCAGAGCAGGAAAUGACGACAUCAGCGAAGCCUUUUGGGCGGGGCCUGGACCGGCUGCUCCAGAGGCUGCGAUUUCACAUCGGAAACAAAACAGCGGCUGCUCGGGAAGGAGCUUGCUCUGCGAGCGGCGGGUGGCGGCGGCGGCAAGGGAAGAGUAGACCUAAUCCGGAAGCCUGCAAGUGACAGCAGCCUGUGAGGUCCUUAGAAAGUUUGGUCUGGAGAAGAACACAUGAAAGAAAGAACCCCAAGAGGCUUUGUUUUCUGUGAAAAAGUGUUUCUAUACGGUUGCUCCAAUGACAGAGUUACCUGCACCCUUGUCCUACUUCCAGAAUGCACAGAUGUCCGAGGACAACCACCUGAGCAAUACUGUACGUAACCAGAAUGACAGUAGAGAACGGCAUGAGCACACCAGCGAAAGGCGGAGACAUGGCAACCCCGGGCCAUUAUCUAAUGGACGACCCCAGGGUAACUCACGGCAGGUGGUGGAACAAGAUGAAGAAGAAGAUGAAGAGCUGACAUUGAAAUAUGGCGCCAAACAUGUGAUCAUGCUCUUUGUACCCGUGACUCUCUGUAUGGUGGUGGUGGUGGCUACCAUCAAAUCAGUCAGCUUCUAUACCCGGAAGGAUGGACAGCUAAUCUAUACCCCAUUCACGGAAGAUACAGAGACUGUGGGGCAGAGAGCCCUGCACUCAAUUCUGAAUGCUGCUAUCAUGAUCAGCGUCAUUGUUGUCAUGACUAUUCUCCUGGUGGUUCUGUAUAAAUACAGGUGCUAUAAGGUCAUUCAUGCCUGGCUUAUUAUUUCAUCUCUGUUGUUGCUGUUCUUUUUCUCAUUCAUUUACCUGGGGGAAGUGUUUAAAACCUACAAUGUUGCCAUGGACUACAUUACUGUUGCACUCCUGAUCUGGAAUUUUGGUGUGGUGGGAAUGAUUGCCAUUCACUGGAAAGGGCCUCUGCGACUCCAGCAGGCAUAUCUCAUUAUGAUCAGUGCCCUCAUGGCCCUGGUAUUUAUCAAGUACCUUCCAGAAUGGACAGCGUGGCUCAUCUUGGCUGUGAUUUCAGUAUAUGAUUUAGUGGCUGUUUUGUGUCCAAAAGGCCCACUUCGUAUGCUUGUUGAAACAGCUCAGGAGAGAAAUGAAACUCUCUUUCCAGCUCUUAUUUACUCCUCAACAAUGGUGUGGCUGGUGAAUAUGGCAGAAGGAGAUCCAGAAGCCCAAAGGAAUGUAUCCAGAAACUCCAAUUAUAAUGCACAAAGCACCGAAAGCGAGACCCAAGACCCUGUGACAGAGAGCGAUGAUGGUGGCUUCAGUGAAGAGUGGGAAGCCCAGAGGGACAGUCACCUAGGGCCUCAUCAUUCUACGACUGAGACACGAGCUGCUGUGCAGGAACUUUCCAGCAACAUCCUUGCCAGUGAGGAUCCAGAAGAAAGGGGAGUAAAACUUGGAUUAGGAGAUUUCAUUUUCUACAGUGUUCUGGUUGGUAAAGCUUCUGCAACAGCCAGUGGAGACUGGAACACAACCAUAGCCUGUUUCGUAGCCAUAUUAAUUGGUUUGUGCCUUACAUUGUUACUCCUCGCCAUUUUCAAGAAAGCAUUGCCAGCUCUUCCGAUCUCUAUCACUUUUGGGCUGGUUUUCUACUUUGCCACAGAUUAUCUUGUACAGCCCUUUAUGGACCAGUUAGCAUUCCAUCAAUUUUAUAUUUAGCAUAUUUGCAAUUAGAAUCCCAUGGAUUUUUCUCCUUUGACUAUAAUAAAAUCUGGGGAGGACAAAGAUGAUUUUCCUGUGUCCACAUCUAACAAAGGCAAGAUUCCCAGCUGGACUUUUUGCAGUUUCCUUCCAAGUCUUCCUGACCACCUGUACCAUUGGGCGCUGGAAGGAGGUAUCUACAGAAAAUGGUUUGGACAUACGUCAUUGUGAUGGACUGAGUCCCUCGGUGCAAAAACUACCAGAUUUGAGGGACAAGGCUGAGGAGCAGGGACGGACCAUGAAGUUGCUGUGCUCCCACCAGCAGUGUAACCCUUGGUCACAGGUGGAUUUUACCAACACUGCAGACUCUCAGGACUACCAUUACCAAGAAAUUAAAUGGCGUGGUUUAAACCAAACAGGACUCUUCAUCUUAAACUACAUGUUGAAGAUCAACCUAAUAAACUUGUCUUGAAUUCUGAACCUUUUCCAGAGGUACUGUAAGGAGAGCGAGCACCAGCAGCAAGAUGAAAAGGUUUUUGAAAAGGGGCUCCAACUUUCACUUUCAGACCUUUUUGCUGCAGACUUAACCAUUUUUAGAUAAGACAUUUUUUUUUCCACCUUGAGUCAAGUCAGGUGUCUAGGUUGAUUUUUUGAAAAGUCUCGUUUUCAAGCACUGAAACUCAGUACCAUCAACGGUUGCCAUUUCUUCCCACGGCCAGUCUGAACUGAUUUGAGGUUGCUUUAUCCUAAAAGUCUUAACCUCAGGUUCCAAAUUCAGUAAUUUCUGGAAAGAAUGGAACUGUAUCCAAAUGGUUUCCUAUUAGCCUUAGGUGCAUUUUGGAUUUUCCACCAAAUUCUUUAUUUUUAGACAUACUUGUAGGUUCACGUGCCCCUGGAUGCUUCCAUUCUUCCCGUCUUUCCCUGACUCCCGCAUAAGCAUUCUCUUAUACAGCAAAUGAGACAGCUCUGUUGUGGUAACAGAUGACCCAGUUACUCUAGGAUUUUACUCUUUGUGUGGUGCAAAGAAUGUGUUCUGAAUCAGUGCUGUCAGCCUCGCUGUCAUAAUUUCUUCAAUAGCAAAUACAAUGUGUGCCCUAAGACAGUGGAAUUAAAGACGAAUAAAAUGGCUGGUGAAGCA